AUGAGUGAAAAAAUAUAUCGAGUUUUAGCUUGGAUUUAGCUAUUCUUAUUCUUUUAUGCAGUUCCUGAUUUAAUUAAGUACUUUUGGAAAGACAUUUAGAGCUUAUUCCCUUCUGUUAAAUACAUGUUUGCAGUUGGUCUUAUAUUAAUAAAUAGCAUUACAUAUUAUGGAGGAUCCUUAAUAUUUAUGUGCAUUUAUAAGGGUGAGUUUAAGUUUUUUGAAUAAUACAAAAUCAUCAAAAAUAAAAAGUGGCCUUGGAAUGAAGACUAUGAAAGUUGGUUGAAAAUUCGUAAUAAGACAAUCUUGAAUUCAAUUUUGAAUAUAUUUGUUGUAGGUUUAGGUCUUUUAAUAAUUGAUCUGCAAAUAAAUGAAGUAGAAACAAGCUUUUCUUAAGAGGAAUUUCCUUCUAAGUUAAAAAACUUAAAAGAUUUUUUCAUACUUUUAUUUUUCCACGACUUUUGCUUUUACUGGUCUCAUAGAUUUUUCCAUCAAAAGUUUAUAUAUCCUUAUAUACAUAAAAUUCAUCAUCAAUACUAUCAAAAUGUGUGUAUUGCUGGUUAGUAUUUCCAUCCUUUAGAAUUUAUAAUUACAAUUCUAUUACCUACAUUUAUUUUGGUAAAAUACCUUGGAAGCUAUUUGCAUUUUUCCACUCUAUGUAUGUGGAUAUUUGUGAUGGGUGUAAAUGCAGUUGAAGAGCAUAGUGGAUAUGACUUUCCUUGGAGCCCAUUUAACAUAUCCGAUUUUAACGUAUCAGCUUAAUUCCACGACUUUCAUCAUUCACAUAAUGUAGGAACAUAUGGAGCUUAAUUCAACUUUUAUGAUAAAUUAUUUAAAACUGAUACAGAAUUCAAAUAGUUUAUGGAAAGCUAACAAGUUAAAUAAAUAGAUAAAAAAACUAGUUGA
Molecule: messenger RNA, 903 nt
Organism: Tetrahymena thermophila SB210
Lineage: Eukaryota; Ciliophora; Oligohymenophorea; Hymenostomatida; Tetrahymenidae
Product: kinase domain protein/aurora kinase
Exons: 4
Biological process (GO): sterol biosynthetic process
Molecular function (GO): C-4 methylsterol oxidase activity; iron ion binding
Source: RefSeq, a predicted model, not a curated record